This is a messenger RNA of Gossypium arboreum, 1548 nucleotides long. RefSeq names its product probable serine/threonine-protein kinase PBL25. The record is from RefSeq and is a predicted model, not a curated record. Gene Ontology annotation, biological process: protein phosphorylation. Gene Ontology annotation, molecular function: protein kinase activity; ATP binding. NCBI's taxonomy places the organism in Eukaryota, Viridiplantae, Streptophyta, Magnoliopsida, Malvales, Malvaceae. The coding region runs from base 1 to 1353 and encodes 450 amino acids. The transcript is spliced from 7 exons.
AUGGCCAUGAGAUUUUUGCUAGAGGAUUCUCAAACGCAUGACCAUUCUCAUAAUCAUAAGCAACAAAUAUGGCUGAUUCUUAUCAUUGUCAUUUUAAUUGCCUUGCUGGGAUUUUCCGUGUUCUUCUUCUUUUGCAGAAGAAAGCUUAACCGAAACCGAAGCCAUAACGGAGGUCUAAAGGCUGAGAAAUUGAAGCUGAGGUAUUUCAAAUUGGAGGAGCUAGAGAAGGCUACAGAAAACUUUAGUGCAGACUGUUUGUUGGGGUCUGGUGCAUUUGGCAAUGUGUAUAAAGGUUCCUUUGAAGGUGAAGGUACCUUAGCAAUCAAGCGAGCUCAUGUCGAAUCAUACCAAACCACUGAAGAAUUUAGAAAUGAAGUUAGGCUUCUUUCGACAGUAAACCAUCCGAAUCUCGUAGCUUUGGUAGGGUUUUCCGAAGAAUCUGGACCAAAAGGAGCAAAAAUAUUGGUGUAUGAAUAUGUACCACAUGGUUCUUUGCUUGAGUAUAUCAUAGGAAGAGGUGGAAGAAACUUCACAUGGAGGCAAAGAGUAAACAUAGCCAUUGGAGCCGCUAAAGGAAUAGCUCACUUGCAUGAUGGGAUUAAGCCUAGCAUAAUUCACAGAGAUAUUAAACCUAGCAAUAUUUUAAUUGGAGAAAGGUUUGAAGCCAAGGUCUCAGAUUUUGGACUUGUGAAAAUGGGACCUAUUGGGGAUCAAUCACAUGUUAGUAGCCAAGUUAAAGGAACACCAGGGUACCUUGAUCCUGCAUAUUGUACAAGUUUCCAUUUAAGUCCUUUUAGUGAUGUUUAUAGCUUCGCUGUUAUACUUCUGCAACUCGUUUCUGGCCGGCCGGCCGUGGAUACAACUAGGAAUCACAUCAUUGAUUGGCAACCUGCAAACUUAGACCAAACAUGUGCUGAGGUAGCUGUUGAAAAAUGCAGGCAAGGCCGAGUAUCGAGAGGGGCAACAUCGAAGAAAUCCUCGAUACAACUCUUAUCCAAACCAUGCAAUAUGGAAAUGAUGCUGAAAAUGGGUGAACUCGGUCUAAGAUGCGUGGCAAAAACGCCUAAAGACCGUCCUACGAUGACUCAGGUUUGGCAAGAAUUGGAGAACACAUUCAACGAACAUCCUUCGUUAAGUUCAAAAACAACAACAACAACCAAGUUUCCUCAAUCGACCGAACAAGGCAUAUCAUUCGAACAAGAUUGUUCCCAAAGCUUCGUGAGCAUAGAUGGUGUCGGGUUUCAAAAGUUCCAUAUCGAAUUAGAUAGCAUUUCAUCACAAAGUAACAGCUUAAGAUGUUUUGAGAUCAACAGUGCAAGUAUCGAUAUUGAUAAGGAGAAUCUAAAAUAUUAAUCAAAAAAGUAAAUUGUAUGUUUUCAAGCUGUAGGAACCAGCAUUAUGUUGAUCUAUUUGUUACAAAACAUAGGGUUCCUUAUGUUUAGGUGUCUGAAACAGGUAAAUGUAAGGCAAACCAGGUGCUGUAUAUUAGGAUGUAAGGAACAAUAACCAGUCAAUAAAUAAAAUCAAACAGUCACAAUUUGUAGAAAA